AUGGGUGACCGCCUCGCUCGCCGUGCCUCUGGCCGUCAGUCGAAGCCCGCCGAGCGCAUCUUGAACACCGAGUACAGCGAGAACUGGGCUGGCGCCGUCUACGAUUCGGCUGAUGGCACCUACACCGCCGUGACCGGUACUUUCACCGUCCCCACGCCCUCGGGCGACGGUGCCGCGUCCGCCUGGGUUGGUAUUGACGGUGACACCUGCUCGAACGCCAUCCUCCAGACCGGUGUUGACUUCACCGUCUCUGACGGCGACGUCUCUUACGAUGCCUGGUACGAAUGGUACCCCGACUACGCCUACGACUUCUCCGGCAUCUCCUUCUCCGCCGGCGACGUCGUCAAGCUCACCGUCACCGCCUCCUCGACCACGUCCGGCACGGCUGUGAUCGAGAACACGACGACGGGGCAGACGGUCACGCAGGACAUCACGUCCUCGUCCGCGCUGUGCGAGGAGAACGCGGAGUGGAUCGUGGAGGACUUCGAGGAGAACGGCUCGCUCGUCGAGUUCGCCAACUUCGGCACGGUCACGUUCACGGACGCGUACGCGACGACCUCCAGCGGCCAGGUGUCGCCGUCGGGCGCGACUGCGAUCGACAUUGAGCAGAACGGCUCGGUGUUGACGUCGGUUACUGUUGGCGAUGAUGUUACGAUCAAGUACGUCUGA
Coniophora puteana RWD-64-598 SS2 is the source of this 669-nucleotide messenger RNA. RefSeq lists its product as uncharacterized. Gene Ontology annotation, biological process: proteolysis. The transcript is spliced from 3 exons. Gene Ontology annotation, molecular function: glutamic-type endopeptidase activity. The record is from RefSeq and is a predicted model, not a curated record. NCBI's taxonomy places the organism in Eukaryota, Fungi, Basidiomycota, Agaricomycetes, Boletales, Coniophoraceae. Bases 1 to 669 code for a protein of 222 amino acids.